Molecule: messenger RNA, 366 nt
Organism: Paramecium tetraurelia
Lineage: Eukaryota; Ciliophora; Oligohymenophorea; Peniculida; Parameciidae
Exons: 2
Source: RefSeq, a predicted model, not a curated record
AUGUCAAGAGUGUGUUUCUCCAUACAAUAACUUUUUUUGUGGCCUCAAUCAGUAAAUCCAACAAAUCCAGAUGAUUCAAGUAAUCCCAAUCCAACUCCGACCGAGACAACCAUCUAAAUUGGAUAAAUAGAGCUCCACAAAGUUCAUAUUGAAUCAUAUUGGGAAUGUUAUACUAAUCAUAGUUUUACAAUGAUCAUUUUAAAGCAUAAUAAUUAAAUAUUUAAAUUAAGAAUCAAUGAUCUUAUUAUACUUUUAUCCUCUUUUAUCUUUUCCAUCAAUAAAAAAGGUAGAUAUUAAUUAAGCAAUAAGGAAACUCAUAAAUAUAAAAAUUUCAAAUGUAAUCUUUUGCUCUAUCAAAUAAAUUGA